AUGGCUGUGUAUGUGGAUCAUCAAAUAGAAGCUCCUGAUUCGGUUGCGUCCCCCUCUCACAUAACGUGGCACCCACUUCACCCGCUCCUGGCGGUUGCUUCCRUCAGCACAGCGUCUGGGGGCUGCGUGGAUGUCUAUCUGGAACAGGGAGAACACGUGUCUGAGGUGCAUGUGGAGAGAAGCUUUCGGGUCACGGCCCUCUCCUGGCAGCCCUCCCGGCUGGUUUUGGCAGCAGGCUGGGAGACUGGUGAGGUUGUGGUACUCAACAAACAAGACAGGGAGCAGCACGUUGUCCCUCCCACGCACACUGCGGAAAUUACAGUCCUGAACUGGAGUACAAAUGGUACCCGCCUUGUGUCCGGUGAUAGGCGUGGGGUCUUAGUUCUGUGGAGAAUGGAUCAGCGCGGUCGAGUGCAGGGCCCUCCGCUGCUGAAACACGAUUAUGGCAAAUACAUUUCUCACUGUAUCUUCCGGCCACCCGCUCCUGGCGAGGACUUCAUGCAGCUGGCUAAAGCAGCAGUGAGUGGUGAUGAGAAGGCUUUGGAUAUGUUCAACUGGAAAAAAGCUGGAACAGGGCCACCUUUGAAAAUGGGUCCACAGGAAGGACUGUCCUUCUUUAUCACUUUGACAGAUGGGUCUGUGCAUUAUGUGAAUGAGAAAGGGAAGACAAGUGAUAUGUUGUCCGUAGACAGUCCUGUUCAAAAGCUUCUGUUCAUGGAGAAAAGAGAUGUUUUAGUGAUAAUAACAGAGAACCUGCUGUUGUCCUUACAUACAAUUACUCACGAGGGAGAGGCAGAAGAGCUCAUGAAGGUGAAGCUGAGUGGCAAGAUGGGCCAUUCUGCAGACAUCAUUUUAAUAGACCAGAGUCUUAUUGUUACAGCAGUAGGUGAGACAGUCCUCAGAUGCUGGGAUUUGGAACGAGGUGAGAACUAUGUGCUCUUCCCAGAUGUGCAAUUUGGCUUUGAGGCAGGAGAAUGCAUUAACUGUGUUUCUUACUGCAGUGCUAAAGGACUUCUAGCAGCUGGCACCAACAAAGGGCGAGUUGCUAUGUGGAAGAGAGCAGCAGUGUCCAGCCGAAGCAGUGGGGCGCUGGAGGGCAGGGACAGGUGGAAGCUCCAGGCACCUACGGAACUUGACGGAAAUAUCACUCAGAUACAGUGGGGCUCUAGGAGAAACCUGCUGGCAGUGAACAACAUCAGCUCAGUGGUGAUCCUCAGCGAGCAGGCCAUGUCCUCUCAUUUUAACCAGCAAGUGGCUGUGGUUCAGGUGUCUCCCAACCUGUUUAACGUGACCUUCUUCAGCACGGGAGCCACACAGAGUCUUCGUGUUGAUAUGAACGUUAACGGAGUCUACGCUACGAAGGAUGCUGUAGUAUUCUGGAAUGGGAAGCAAGUUUCUGUCUUCGAGUGCUCUGGUGUUGCCUUAAGAAAUGCAGGCUCUUUCCUUUGUGACUCUCCAGUUUUGUGUGUGCAUGAAGAAAAUCUGUACACGGUUGAGCCAAAUCGGGUCCAGGUCCGCACCUGGCAGGGCACAGUUAAACAGCUGCUGGUGUUCUCCGAAGCUGAGGGCAAUCCCUGCCUCCUGGAUGUCUGUGGGAAUUUCCUGGCUGUGGGAACUGACUCGGCUCACUUCAAAAUCUUUGAUCUCUCUCGCAGAGAGGCCAAAGUGCACUGCCAAAGCAAGAAUUUCUGCCAGCUGUUUCCGGGCUUGGGAGGCCUUGCCUCUGUGAAGUGCAACGCUAACGGCAACAAAGUCAGCAUCCUCGCUAGCAAGGUUGAUGGGAACAUUGAUUCCAAGAUCUGUUUCUAUGAUGUGGAAAUGGACAAAGUUACUCUCUUUGAUUUCAAAGCUCAAGAAGGAAACGGUAGAGAGAAACUUCCUUCUGGACAAGGCCUUAACAAAACUGCUGUGGGAUACCCAGAGCUGCACAGCCAUGUCCCUGCUUGCCAUUUCUGGGACCAGAGUGAACCACGACUUUUUGUGUGUGAAGCAGUCCUUGAGACAAGCCGCCAGUCUCCAGAGCAGAAGGAAGAACAGCCCGAGAGCACAAUGGAUGUUUUGAUUAUAUCAUUCUUCAGCACUGAAGAGCACGGCCUUUUGCUUCAGGAAAGCUUUCCACUGCCUUCAUCCUACCAGGUUCUUUUGGGCAUCGAGGUGCCACAUUAUUACUUUGCAAAAAAGUCAGGAGAAGCUGAGACAGAAGGACAAGCAGAGUCUGGCUCAGCAAAAGUCUCCCAGAUGGUUGCCCGAAGACCCAUGAGAGAUUUUGUUGGAUUGGGAGAUUGUGAUAAGACUACCCGGGAUGCCAUGCUGAACUUCAGCUUCUAUCUGACUGCUGGAGACAUGGAUGAGGCCUUCAGAUCCAUAAAGCUUAUCAAAAGUGAGGCUGUCUGGGAGAACAUGGCUCGCAUGUGUGUGAAGACUCGGAGACUGGAUGUUGCCAAAAUCUGCCUUGGGAACAUGGGUCAUGCCAGAGGGGCCAAGGCGCUGAGGGAGGCCGAACAGGAACCCGAGCAGGAGGCCAGAGUGGCUGUGCUGGCCAUUCAGCUGGGCAUGCUGGAGGACGCGGAGCAGCUGUACAUGUCUUGCCAACGCUACGACCUCCUGAACAAAUUCUACCAAGCCUCAAACCAGUGGCAGAAAGCGAUCGAGACAGCGGAGCGGCACGACCGGGUCCACCUCCGCACCACCUACUACAACUACGCCAAGCACCUGGAGGCCACUGGGGACCACGGCCUUGCGCUCACCCAUUACGAGAAGUCGGACACGCACCGGUUUGAGGUACCUCGAAUGCUCUCCGAAGACUUGCAAGCCUUGGAGAACUACGUCAACAAGAUGAAAGACAAGAACCUCUGGAGAUGGUGGGCACAGUACUUAGAGAGCCAGUCAGAAAUGGAAGCUGCACUCAAAUACUAUGAACUGGCUCAGGACUAUUUUUCCCUGGUGCGUGUGCACUGCUUCCAGGGCAACAUUCAGAAGGCUGCUGAAAUUGCGAAUGUAACAGGGAAUUGGGCUGCAUCGUAUCACUUGGCCCGUCAGUAUGAGAGUCAGGAUGAAAUCAAGCAGGCUGUGCAUUUCUACACCAGGGCCCAAGCAUUUAACAACGCCAUUCGCCUGUGUAAGGAGAACAAUUUAGAUGAUCAGCUGAUGAACCUGGCUCUUCUGAGCUCUCCAGAAGACAUGAUAGAGGCAGCCUGCUACUAUGAGGAAAAGACAGAGCAAAUGGACAGAGCUGUCAUGUUGUACCACAAGGCAGGCCACUUCUCCAAAGCACUGGAGCUUGCCUUUGCCACCCAGCAGUUCGGGGCCCUCCAGCUAAUUGCUGAAGACCUGGAUGAGAAGUCAGACCCGGCGCUGCUGGCCCGCUGCUCUGACUUCUUCAUCGAGCAUGGCCAGUAUGAGAAGGCCAUAGAGCUGCUGCUAACAGCCAGAAAGUACCACGAGGCCCUGCAAGUUUGCCUGAAGCAGAAUCUGACCAUCACGGAGGAGAUGGCUGAGAAGAUGACAAUUGCUAAGGACUCCGAGGACAUCUCCGAGGAGUCGCGGAGGGAGCUGCUGGAGCAAGUUGCUGAUUGCUGCAUGAGGCAAGGCAACUACCACAUGGCGACCAAGAAAUACACCCAAGCAGGAAACAAGCUAAAGGCUAUGAGAGCACUGCUGAAAUCUGGAGACACAGAGAAAAUUGUGUUUUUUGCUGGAGUCUCCAGACAGAGAGAGAUUUAUAUCAUGGCAGCCAACUACCUGCAGUCACUGGACUGGCGCAAGGACCCUGAGAUUAUGAAGAACAUCAUUAGUUUCUAUACCAAAGGAAGGGCCCUCGAUCUGUUGGCAGGCUUUUAUGAUGCUUGUGCUCAGGUGGAAAUUGAUGAGUACCAGAACUAUGAGAAAGCACAAGGAGCGCUGACAGAGGCAUACAAGUGCCUUUCAAAAGCAAAAAUGAGAAGCCCUCUGGAACAGGAAAGCAAAAUAGCUCUUCUGCAAAGCAAGAUGGCCCUGAUCAAGCGAUUCAUCCAUGCUCGGAGAAUUCACUCUGAAGACCCCACAGAAGCAGUGAGACAGUGUGAGCAGCUCCUGGGGGAACAAGAUCUCGACAGCACCAUCCGUCGCGGGGAUGUCCUGGGGUUUCUGGUUGAACAUUAUUUGCAAGUGGAAGAUUUCCAUACAGCUUACCGCUACCUGGAAGAGAUGCGGAAGAGAAUUCCAGGGGGGAACCCGACCUACUUUGUGCCUCAGCAGACCAUCGAGGCCGUUCACCGAGGAGCCGGCGUCCCCUUGAGCCGAAUCCUGGCGCCAGAGCAAACUGGGCACAGCAGCAUGGAGACCAAGGAGGUGGAGGAAGAAGUGGCUGAUGAACUGGAGGACCCCUGACACCUUGGACUCACCAGAGGCAAAACUGACUUCAACACUAGGUCCUAUCUUCUCUCCUCAGGAGGGGUCAUGUAUCUAUCAACUCGCUGCUGCAGGAGGUUUAUUAGUUUCUUUGAAAGAAAUGUAUUUUU
Molecule: messenger RNA, 4499 nt
Organism: Nothoprocta perdicaria
Lineage: Eukaryota; Metazoa; Chordata; Aves; Tinamiformes; Tinamidae
Gene: IFT140
Product: intraflagellar transport 140
Exons: 29
Coding region: 1-4368 (1455 amino acids)
Biological process (GO): intraciliary retrograde transport
Cellular component (GO): ciliary basal body; axoneme; intraciliary transport particle A
Molecular function (GO): protein binding
Source: RefSeq, a predicted model, not a curated record